Molecule: messenger RNA, 2213 nt
Organism: Nelumbo nucifera (sacred lotus)
Lineage: Eukaryota; Viridiplantae; Streptophyta; Magnoliopsida; Proteales; Nelumbonaceae
Product: Major facilitator superfamily protein
Biological process (GO): transmembrane transport
Cellular component (GO): membrane
Molecular function (GO): transmembrane transporter activity
Source: RefSeq, a predicted model, not a curated record
GCCACUCUUAAACGUGGAGAACGUCGAUCAACAACACCUCUCCUGCCGACCCUAUUGCUUUCCCUCCUCCUGGCCCUUUCAACUAUUCUUUUCCGUCCACCUCUCUCUCUCUCUCGCCCUCUUCCUCCCAGCCGCCUAUUAUUUAAACCUCAUAUACCACACAAGUUCAACUGCAAGUCAUCCUCGAUCCUUCUCUGCCCCAUCUAACAUCUCCUUUCUCUGUCUCUCUCUGGUAUAACCAUGGUUUUAGUAGCAACCCACGUCGAUAAAGACGGUGGAAAUGAUGGAAUGGUUGUAGAUUUUCGUGGGAACCCGGUCGACAAGUCGAAGACCGGUCGAUGGCUCGCCGCGGGUCUCAUCUUAGGAAGCGAACUCUCCGAAAGAAUAUGCGUGGUUGGUAUUUCGAUGAACUUGGUUACGUACUUGGUCGGGGAAUUACAUAUUUCCACCUCCAAAUCUGCAAACAUUGUGACCAACUUCCUGGGCACCCUCAACCUUCUAGCCCUCCUUGGUGGUUUCUUGGCGGAUGCUAAGCUUGGGCGUUACUUGACUGUCACAAUCGCUGCAACUUCAACAGCUCUGGGUGUGACUUUGUUGACAAUAGCGACGACCAUUCCUAGCAUGAGACCCCCACCAUGCACUGAUUACAGGAGGCAACACCAUGAGUGUAUAGAGGUCAACGGCCGGCAACUGGCUUUGUUGUACACAGCCCUCUACACUAUUGCACUGGGCGGUGGUGGCAUAAAAUCUAAUGUUUCGGGUUUUGGUUCCGAUCAAUUCGACAUCAACGAUCCCAAGGAAGAGAAGGCAAUGAUUUUCUUCUUCAACCGCUUCUACUUCUGCAUCAGCCUGGGCUCUCUCUUCGCGGUUACAGUUCUGGUCUAUAUGCAAGACAAUAUAGGGAGGGGAUGGGGAUACGGCAUAUCCGCCGGCACCAUGGCAAUUGCAGUUGUUAUAUUGCUCUGUGGAACCAAGUUCUACCGCUUCAGGAAGCCUCAAGGGAGUCCAUUGACUGUGAUAUGGAGAGUGUUCUGCUUGGCUUGGAAGAACAGGAACCUCCCUUACCCCUCUCAUCCCAGCUUUCUGAAUGGCUUCAACGAUGCCAAGGUCCCCCACACCGAAAGAUUCAGGUGUCUCGACAAGGCUGCAGUUGUAGAUAGCUCCAAUGGAAAGGGAGACGAGAUGUACAGGCCUUGGACAGUCUCUACUGUGACCCUGGUUGAAGAGGUAAAGAUGGUACUGAAGCUCAUCCCCAUUUGGUCCACAUGCAUUCUCUUUUGGACUGUCUACUCUCAGAUGACAACCUUCACAGUGGAGCAAGCCACAAUCAUGUAUAGAAAUAUCGGUUCCUUCACUGUCCCAUCUGGCUCUUUUUCUUUCUUCCUCUUCACCACCAUCCUCCUCUUCACUUCACUGAAUGGAAAAAUCCUGGUCCCCCUCGCUCGAAAAUUCACUCAUAGCGUUCAGGGCAUCACAAGCCUACAGAGGAUUGGCAUAGGUCUCAUUCUCUCGAUGAUAGCUAUGGUAGCUGCUGCCAUAAUUGAGAGGCAAAGGAGGGAUGUCUUUGUUCACCAACAAAGACGCAUAAGUGCCUUCUGGUUAGUUCCUCAGUUUUUCCUCGUGGGAGCUGGUGAAGCUUUUGCCUAUGUUGGACAACUCGAAUUUUUCAUCAGAGAGGCCCCUGAAAGAAUGAAGUCCAUGAGCACAGGACUCUUCCUUAGUUCUGUCUCUAUGGGGUUUUUCGUCAGUAGCUUAUUGGUGUCUUUGGUGGCAAAGGUGACUAAGCAUGGUUGGAUUAGGAACGACUUAAACAAGGGGAAGUUGGACAACUUCUAUUGGAUGCUUGCUGUGCUUGGAGUUUUCAAUUAUUUGGUUUUUCUCGUCUUUUCUAUGAGACAUCAGUAUAAGAUACAACACUAUACUACUUCAUACAGUGAUGAGGAGCUCAAGACUUGGAAGAAUGAACAACAUUCUAAAGAUACCGAGGAGAAUAUUGAGAGUAUUGAAGUAAAGGACUCUGCUAUUGUUUAGGUACUGUUUUUUCUUUUUUUUUUUUAAUAUGAUAUACUUGAUUCAAAUGUGUAAUUUCAUGUUGUGCUAUUUUCUUUCUCUUCACUGGUCUCUUAAAGAGAUGAGCAUGUAAACCACAUAAGCUGCUGAAAUUAACAUACAUGCCAAGGUGUUGAAGAGAUAGAACCAUUAUUUUCCACGCA